Messenger RNA from Cloeon dipterum, 1008 nucleotides. Its product is annotated as cysteine dioxygenase type 1. Lineage: Eukaryota; Metazoa; Arthropoda; Insecta; Ephemeroptera; Baetidae. The transcript is spliced from 5 exons. Gene Ontology annotation, molecular function: cysteine dioxygenase activity; ferrous iron binding. The record is from RefSeq and is a predicted model, not a curated record. Gene Ontology annotation, biological process: L-cysteine catabolic process. Bases 70 to 747 code for a protein of 225 amino acids.
CUUCUCGUCCCGCAGUGCACUGGUUACUGUGCCUUUGGAGAGACGAAAGGUUUUGGUGAAGAAAAGACAAUGACGACGGAAGUCUCGCACCAGGAGCAGACGCUCGACGUGGAAAAGCGUCCGCUGCCCAAAAACUCGAUCAACUUCGAGCAGUUGCGCCAAGGGCUGAGGGAAAUUUUCUCGCAGGACUCGGUCAACGUUGAAGAGGUCAGAGAACUGAUGCUCGCCUACCGAAGCGACCCCAAAGAGUGGAAGAAGUUUGCCAAAUUCGACAGGUGCAAAUAUACGAGGAAUCUGGUGGAUACAGGCAAUGAAAAAUACAACCUGAUCGUUCUCUGCUGGGGCGAAGGUCACGGCUCGGCCAUCCACGACCACGCGGACGCUCACUGCUUCAUGAAAAUGCUGCAAGGCACGCUGAGUGAGGUCCGUUUCGAGUGGCCGACGAACCCGGUCCAAGGUUCGGAAAUCAAGGACGAAGACAUCAAAGAGAUGAGAGAGAUCGGCAGGAGCAGCCUUUACGUCAACCAAGUUUGCUACAUUAAUGACUCUAUGGGAUUACACCGAGUUGAGAACACCAGCCACACCGAGCGGGCUGUAAGUCUGCACUUGUACUGCCCACCUUUUAACUCCUGCUCCGUCUUUAACGCGCGCACCGGACAGAGGAGCAAGUGUCCAGUCACUUUCUGGACCAAAUUCGGGGAAAAGAACAACCUGCUUGAAAUCUCGCCGAAACUAGAAGACAACUGACGAUUUUAGAGUUUUGUGACCGCUGUGGGUGCCAAAAUACACAAAUAAUAUCGUAGAUUUUAAAUUUCAUGUUAUCUCAUAUCAAGGCACAACACCCCAGCCUUUUUCGUGUGACAGAGAAUUGCCUAAUAAAAUAUAGUCACGAGAAACUGUUGUAAAUAGCGAAAUCAUUUCGCACCACGUACAAAGCUAGCAAAUUGUUCUUUACGGACUUAUUAUUUUAAGAUUUUAAAUAUAAAUAAAUGUAUUUAAGGUAAACAA